Molecule: messenger RNA, 1386 nt
Organism: Trichoderma aggressivum f. europaeum
Lineage: Eukaryota; Fungi; Ascomycota; Sordariomycetes; Hypocreales; Hypocreaceae
Exons: 2
Coding region: 1-1386 (461 amino acids)
Biological process (GO): phosphoenolpyruvate transmembrane import into Golgi lumen
Cellular component (GO): Golgi apparatus; endoplasmic reticulum
Molecular function (GO): phosphoenolpyruvate transmembrane transporter activity; antiporter activity
Source: RefSeq, a predicted model, not a curated record
AUGGAGAAAUUCCCAAGCCUCACGGCAUCACCAUCACCACUGGGGAGCAAUGGCUUGAACGAUCUUGGUUCCGCGAACGGCAAUGGUAACGGCCAUAGCAAUGGCUAUCCCGCGGCAAAUGCAUGGUCGUCCUCGGGACGUUCGCACAGCCGCCAAAAGAGUCUCGGCGAUGCAUUUCGAACGAUUCGCGCAAGGAACGGCAGCAUGAGCCAAAAUGCCCACGAGAUCGCCGAUGCGCUACGGGCUCCCGUGUCUCCAAAGCUUGUUGUUCUUUGCGUCAUGUGGUACACCUCAUCUGCCCUGACCAACACGUCGUCAAAGUCCAUCCUCAACGCCUUUGACAUGCCGGCAACCUUGACGUUGAUCCAGUUUGCCUUUGUGUCUUCGCUCUGCAUCUUCCUCUCCUGGCUGGCCAGCAUCUUCCCCGUCCUGCGCACCAAAAUCUCUGCGUUACGACAUCCCAUCCGCGAACCCAGCCGAGAGGUCAUCAGGACAACGCUGCCCCUCGCCUUCUUCCAGAUUGGCGGCCAUCUGCUCAGCUCGACCGCCACGGCUAAAAUCCCCGUUUCGCUUGUCCACACCAUAAAGGGCCUCUCGCCGCUCUUCACUGUGCUUGCAUACCGACUGAUAUACAACAUUCGAUACCCGACAACGACCUACCUCUCCUUGAUUCCCCUGACUAUCGGGGUUAUGCUGGCUUGCUCUAGUGAAUCAAACUACGGCGGCCAGUUGCUUGGCGUCUUGGAGGCGCUCCUGGCGACGCUCAUCUUUGUAACGCAGAACAUCUUCUCCAAGAAGCUGUUCAACGAGGCUGCAAAAGUCGAGGCCGACGGCAUGGGAGUCCCAAGCAAGAAGCUCGACAAGCUCAACUUGCUGUGCUACUCAUCCGGCAUGGCCUUUGCCCUGACUUUACCAAUUUGGUUCUGGACAGAGGGCAUCACCCUGAUUAAAGAUUUCCUCCACGACGGCUCGGUAGACCUAAGCAACAGGCCUAAUGCCAUGGACCAUGGCCGUCUCACCUUGGAGUUUAUUUUCAACGGCACGUUCCACUUUGGACAAAACAUCAUCGCCUUUAUACUGUUGUCCAUGGUUUCCCCCGUUACCUAUUCCGUCGCAAGUCUCAUCAAGCGCGUGUUCGUCAUCGUCAUGGCCAUCAUUUGGUUCAGAAGCCCGACAACUUCCGUGCAAGCCGUGGGCAUUGCCCUCACCUUCCUCGGCCUGUACCUCUACGACAGGACUAGCGAAAGCAACAAGGCCGAUCGGAGCGCGCGAAUGAUGACGCAGUCCCGGAGUAGCACGCCUCUGCUGCCCCUUAACGAGGUGCCAACGCAAACUGGUCGCUACCAAACAUCGCCUCAGCCGAGGAAUGGCGCGUUUCACCCUUGA